Molecule: messenger RNA, 453 nt
Organism: Plenodomus lingam JN3
Lineage: Eukaryota; Fungi; Ascomycota; Dothideomycetes; Pleosporales; Leptosphaeriaceae
Source: RefSeq, a predicted model, not a curated record
AUGUACCUACCAGUACCCUACGUCCCUGCAGCAACACCCUGGAAUGAAGGCACCACUUGCCCCCCUCCCUCCCCCUCACCAGCGACCAUCUCACACCGUUCCUGUUACACAGUACCGCCAUGGUACCGUACCAUGUUCGUCUAUCCCGCUCGUCGUCGCUUGCCGCCACUGACCGCUGAAACAUGUGCUGCCAAAAUGGCCACACCAGUGCCGUCGCCAGCUACCCGUACGCGCACUCCAUCUGGCGCGCAAGCACCACAGCCUUUCAGGUACCCGUACCAUUCGGCAUGGUGCUACUCGAGCCCGUUGCGACGCCGCACAGCGUGGCACUCGAGACAGCCAACCACGGCGCCCAUGUCUGGACCUGCUGGCCCCCCGCCACCGCGCGACAGCAACGUGGUCACGCAAGAGCCUCUUCCGGGUUCGCGACGCAGUAGCACUCGUCACAGCUAG